AUGCAGGUGGAUGCCAAGUACCGCCAGGCCUCGCUGUACGUGGGCGACCUGCACGCCGACGUGACCGAGGACCUGCUGUUCCGCAAGUUCAACGCCGUGGGGCCCGUGCUGUCCAUCCGCCUGUGCCGCGACGCGCGGACGCGCCGCUCGCUGGGCUACGCCUACGUGAACUUCCUGCAGCUGGCCGACGCGCAGCGCGCGCUGGACACGCUCAACUUCGACGUGCUGCAGGGCCGGGCCAUGCGGCUGAUGUGGUCGCAGCGGGACGCGCAGCUGCGGCGCUCGGGCGUGGGCAACGUGUUCAUCAAGAACCUGGACCGCUCCAUCGACGGCAAGGCGCUGCACGCGCGCUUCUCGGCCUUCGGCAAGAUCCUGUCCUCCAAGGUGGCCCGCGACGAGCGCGGCGGCUCGCGGGGCUUCGCCUUCGUGCACUUCCAGGAGCCGCGCGCGGCCGAGCGGGCCAUCGAGCGCAUGCACGGGGCGCGCCUGGGGAACUGCACGCUCUUCGUGGGGCGCUUCCAGAGCCGCCAGGAGCGCGCCGCGCCGCCGCCGCCGCCGCCGCCGCGCGACUUCACCAACGUGUACGUGAAGAACCUGGGCCCGGCCGUGGACGACGCGCGCCUGCGGCAGCUCUUCGCGCCCUUCGGGCCGACGCUGAGCGUCAAGGUCAUGCGCGACGGCGCGGGCCGCUCGCGGGGCUUCGGCUUCGUGAGCUUCGCGCGCCCCGACGCGGCGCGGGGGGCCGUGGCCGGCCUGCACGGGCGCGCGCUGGACGGCCAGGCGCUCUUCGUGGGCCGCGCGCAGAGCCGCGCCGAGCGCCAGGCCGAGCUGCGGCGGCGGCGCCGGGAGCAGCCCCCGGGGGGCCCCGAGCCCCAGCCGGAGCAGGAGCACCCUCCCAGGCCGGGACCCGCGCCGCCGCCGCCCCCCGCGCCCACCAAGCUCUACGUCAAGAACCUGGACGAGGCCGUGGACGACGAGCGCCUGCGCCGCGAGUUCGCGGGCUUCGGCGCCGUGAGCCGCGCCAAGGUGAUGCGCGAGGACGGGCGCAGCAAGGGCUUCGGGCUCGUGUGCUUCUGCGCGCCCGACGCCGCCGCGCAGGCCCUGGCCGCGAUGAACGGCCGCCGCCUGGGCUCCAAGGUCCUCAGCGUCGCGCUGGCCCAGAGGCCCUGA
This is a messenger RNA of Sorex fumeus (smoky shrew), 1170 nucleotides long. RefSeq names its product poly(A) binding protein cytoplasmic 4 like (gene PABPC4L). The transcript has a single exon. The record is from RefSeq and is a predicted model, not a curated record. Gene Ontology annotation, cellular component: nucleus; cytosol; cytoplasmic stress granule. Bases 1 to 1170 code for a protein of 389 amino acids. Gene Ontology annotation, molecular function: mRNA 3'-UTR binding; poly(U) RNA binding; poly(A) binding. Lineage: Eukaryota; Metazoa; Chordata; Mammalia; Eulipotyphla; Soricidae.